AUGGUAUCAGAUCUACAGAAAUUGAUCCAAGACAAUACAGAAUCAAAGGUUACCGAAAGGUUUGUAGAAACGAUUAAGAGUAUAGCCAAAAUUCAUAGCAGAGAUGAGAAAAAGUUCGUCAAGACAUGCAACGCCUUAGGGAAGUUCAAGGGCAAAGAGGACUUUUUGAAAGAGCUUCUCCAACGCAUCAAUGGAUCUGAAGUAGCAUCUGAUCUAGUUGUAGGUGCGGGUACGAAGGAAAAGGAAGAUAGUAUUCAUCGGUCGGGUGCCUCAGUUGCUAACAAGGCUAGAACGAAAAAGGCGAUAUCUUUGAGCUUUUAUGAGAGCGAUGAAGAACACGACUUUUUACCAGAAGUCACACCAAUUGCCAAACCUUUAUCUGGAAUUAAGGAAGUCGCCUUUAAGAGAAUAACAAAAAAUGCUGCAACUCAGCUGAAGGAGUAUCCUGAGCACACAAAACACAACACCAAAAGGAGGGAUAUGGUGCAAUACCCAGAAAGAUCUGAUUUUGUUGAGGUACCGACAUUGGAUUCUACUGUUGACGAAGAGCAGAUGAAACAAUUAAGAUCCACAGCAUUACCUGAGGAUGAGUUGCCCUUUACGCACGAUAUAGAAUCUACCACGGCAGAGAACAUUGCUGAAGAUAGAGAUUGGUACAACGAUGAGGAAGCGGUUGGGCACGUUAUUCCGGUUGCGAAUAUCCCGGACGAAGGCACGAAGAGGCCGUCUAGGGUUAACAUGGAAUACGAUUCUGAAGUUCGUCUUACAGCUAUUUCUUUUAAUGAGCGCAAGAAUCUCAUACCGCCUUUUCUUAGAAGUUACAAUAAUAUCAUUGGCGAAACGGUGAUAAUUGGCUCAUUGGAUAGCGAUCCUCUUUCAAAAGGAGGAUUGAUAAAUCCUUUUAAAAAUCCAGAUAGUGAGUUUUCCAUCAACGCCAGAAGGGGGAGCAAAAUAGUCGCUACGAGGAAGCUUCAACGUGAUCGUAAAGUUCAUUCUGCGCAGACAGCAAAUAUUGUGGGGACCGUGGUUGGUAAGGUAUUAGGUAUUAAGAAAGAGACCAAAGAAGACCAGAAAGCUGAUGAAGAAGUUGUGAGUCAGUCUUAUGCGGAGAUUGAAGAGGUACGUAAAUCGUUACCCGCUUACAGCGUUAAAUCUGAGUUAUUACAGGUAAUACGUGACAACCAAGUUACCGUAAUCAUUGGUGAAACAGGCUCUGGUAAAACCACACAACUGGGCCAAUAUCUCUACGAAGACGGAUUCUCUAAUUCAAGUAGAAUGAUAGGCAUUACACAACCGCGCCGUGUUGCCGCUAUAUCUGUCGCACAGCGUGUGGCCUUGGAAAUGAAUGUUAAGCUCGGUAAAGAAGUUGGGUAUGCUAUUAGGUUUGAGGACAAAACUUCUGCAGAUACUCGAAUAAAGUUUAUGACUGAUGGUAUUUUACUGCGUGAAGCAUUAUUGAACGAUACAUUGGAUAACUAUUCAUGCAUAAUAUUAGAUGAAGCACAUGAACGAUCUUUAAACACAGAUAUAUUGCUUGGCAUUCUUAAAAAUUUACUAUUGGUAAGGAGGGAUUUAAAGCUUAUAAUUACAUCAGCAACAAUGAAUGCAAAUAAAUUCUCAAAGUUCUUCGGUUGUGCUCCUCAAUUUACUAUACCAGGAAGAACAUUUCCUGUACAAGUCAACUAUACAAGAGCUCCAGUAAGCGACUAUGUUGAAGCAGCUGUAAUUCAAGCUAUUGAUAUACAUUUGUCCUCUCCAGCUUCCAGUGGUGAUAUUUUGAUAUUUAUGACCGGACAGGAGGACAUUGAGACCACAUGUGAAUAUUUAACGGAGAAAUUAAUCGAAAUUCGUGUUAAACGCAAACUUGUUGAAGUGGAUCCAUUGCGUGACAUCGAAGUGUUGCCAAUUUAUUCAUCAUUGCCAGCGGAUAUUCAAGGUAAGGUAUUCAAGAAGGCCAAGUCAAACAAGCGGAAGAUAGUUGUAGCUACGAAUAUUGCUGAAACAUCUUUGACAGUUGACGGUAUUAAAUAUGUAAUUGAUUGUGGGUAUUCUAAGUUGAAGGUAUACAAUCCCAGAAUUGGCUUGGAAAGUUUGGCUAUCACACCCAUUUCGCUAGCUAAUGCAAACCAGAGAUCAGGACGUGCAGGACGAACUGGACCAGGUAUCGCUUAUCGGCUGUACACAGAACACUCAGCUGUUGAAGAUAUGUACGAACAAACUAUACCAGAAAUUCAGAGAACAAAUUUGGCCAGUUCAUUAUUGCUACUGAAGUCUUUGGGUAUUCAUGACCUGCUUGCAUUCCCCUUUAUGGACAGACCUCCAGUGCUAACUUUGAUGAAAUCACUAUUUGAGCUAUGGUCACUGGAGGCACUUGAUAAUUUUGGAAAUUUGACAACUUUGGCUACAAAAAUGGCUAAGUUUCCAUUACAACCAUCCUUAUCAAAAAUACUUCUCUUAUCUGCAAAGUGCGGUUGUAGUGAAGAGAUGCUCAUAAUUGUUUCAAUGUUAUCUGUACCACAAGUAUUUUACAGACCAAGAGAGAGACAAAAUGAGUCAGACCAGGCAAGAUCAAGGUUUUUGAUUCCUGAAUCAGACCACUUAACGUUACUGAAUGUCUUCGCACAAUGGAAAGCCAAUCGCUUCUCUGCAGAUUGGUGUAACAAACAUUAUUUACAAUACCGUUCAUUGAGAAGAGCAUAUGAUAUUAAAGAACAGCUAGCUAGCGUCAUGAAAAAGGAGAGAGUACCAAUAAUUUCCUCAGGAGCAGAUUGGGAUAUCAUAAGAAAAUGUAUUUGUGCAGGAUAUACAAGUCAAGCUGCCCGAAAAUCAGGACUGAGCCAAUAUAAUCAUCUAAAAAAUGCCAUGGAAUUAAAAUUACACCCUACAAGUUCUUUGUUUGCCUCGGGUGAUCCACCGCCAUAUGUCGUGUAUCAUGAACUUUUAGUAACAAGUAAAGAAUACAUUAACGUGGUCACCGCAGUUGAUCCAUUUUGGUUGAUGGAAUAUGGUGGAAUAUUUUACAAUAUUAGGAGAGUCUCAAAGCAAGAAGUUUAUGGUUUAUACGAACAUGAUGAAAGAGAUAUUGACAGAAAACCAGAUGAUUUGGAUAAAAAGAUUAAUGCUUGCUAUCAGUCAAAAAAGGUUUUUCUUGACAACCUUCGGAAGGAUACUGAAAAAUCAUCUAAUUUAAAGGAGUCCCAGGAUAUUAAGAAGAGGGACAGCCAGGGGGACUCUUCAGUACGUAUUGGUUUCAAAAAGAGGAAGCCGCUGUAA
Eremothecium cymbalariae DBVPG#7215 is the source of this 3273-nucleotide messenger RNA. RefSeq names its product DEAH-box RNA helicase PRP16 (gene PRP16). The transcript has a single exon. Gene Ontology annotation, biological process: mRNA splicing, via spliceosome. The record is from RefSeq and is a predicted model, not a curated record. Gene Ontology annotation, molecular function: ATP binding; RNA binding. Bases 1 to 3273 code for a protein of 1090 amino acids. Gene Ontology annotation, cellular component: intracellular anatomical structure; spliceosomal complex. NCBI's taxonomy places the organism in Eukaryota, Fungi, Ascomycota, Saccharomycetes, Saccharomycetales, Saccharomycetaceae.